AAAUUAGUCAAAUCAUCUAAUUUUAACCAAGAAACUGUUUAUCAAACACAACCUAUAUUAUUGAUGUUAAAUUACGACCGAGAUUUCGUUUGGAGUCCAGCUAAUAGGCUAAAUUAUUACUAUAAUAACAGUCCAUUCCCACUCUCCUCAAGUCAUCAAGUGUCAAAGUCAAUACUCUCCUCAAGUCCUCACUUCUUAUCUUCGGAUCCCUCAACUCGUAUUUUCCUUCAAUUAUUGAUUUUGAAUUCCUCGAAUCACCGGAUCUGCUCAUAAAAUCAUCAUCUGAGCUCUGCAGUACUUGAAAGGAGAAGCAAGGGAAAUCUUAUUUGAUUAAAGGGCAUUAUGGAUAGUGCUUUUCUAGAUGCCUUUGCAUCAAAUGUUCUCAAGACCCUUUGGAAUCCAGUAUUCAAGGUCAUUGGUGAUGAGUUAUAUAAGAUAAAAGAUAUGGAUGUAGCACUGAGAAAGCUGGAAAUGAGAAGAAAGGAAGCCCUAAACCUGCUAUAUAAGGUAAAACCUAGCAGCAGACGUGAAGCAGAUAAAUUGUUAAGCUAUUUAUGCAAAGCUGAAGAUCUCAUUGAAGUGAUUGAGUAUGAGAUUCAAAAAUUGAAACCACCCACAUAUACCAGUGUCUCCGGGCGUUGUAUUCUAGUCUCACUAAAAAACUUGACUAAGCCUCAUCAAAUAGAUGAGCUGCAAAAGAAGAUGGCUAAAAUAAUAGAUGAUUUGAAAGAACAAGAGGACUUGAGUCAACAGAUUCAACCUCUGAUUAAACCAAGUCCUCCCAACAAAAAGGUGAAUUUAAUCGGGAGGGAUGCAGAUGUUCAGAUCUUACUUGAAGAGCUAACUUGUUCAGAGAAAUAUGGUUCGAAUGGAGUCUCUAUAAUUGGCAUGAGAGGUGUUGGAAAGAGUGCACUUGCUGAUCACAUCCUUAAUCACAAGAAAGUGCAAGCUAAAUUUCCUCUUAUAUUACAAGCUUCAAUGUUUGGCACAAGAUUUUGUAUGGAAGACUUGUUUUCCAAGUUACAGGUGGUCUAUUCUGAAGGGAGGCUCAACGGAAAUGGUCAAGGUCAUCUCUUGGACUGUGAUAAGUGGUUAUUAAUGCUAGAUGAUCUUGAAGAAGUCUCCUCAAACACUUGGUGCAAUUUCCAGACAGAGUUUCUAACAGCUGCGAAAAAAAUUCUCAUUACUUCUCUUAGUCCUCGAGUUGGAAAAAUGGCUCAAACUACCCUUCUUUACUUAAAGCCCAUGUUAGAGGAACAUUGUCGAGACUUAAUCCGCCAUGAAAUAGACCGUGUACAUCGUUGUCCACCACCUCAGCCUUCUAUAAGCAUUGACUUGGCUAAAAAAUCUCGUGGCUUGCCGUUGGUUGCUACUUUCUUAGCACAAUCAUUGCUUGGGACUGAGGAAGAGGAUCGAUGGUUUAUUCACGAAGACUUGUGGAAGUGGCCAGGAAUUGAAAAAGAAAUUCUUCCAAUUCUAAAAUCAAGCUCCAUGAGUCUUGAAUUGAAAUUGAAGAGAUGUUUUGUUUACUUCUCUUUGUUCCCUCAUGACUACCUAUUCUGUCGGGAGGAUUUGAUCCAUAUGUGGAUUGGAGAACGACUGGUUGAACCUCAUGCUUCAGGUUUUGAAUUAAAUGGGCAGAACUUUUUCAACGAGUUACUGGAACGAUCGAUUGUUCAACCUCAACCGGUUGAUAGCUAUGGCUUGACUAGGUACGAGAUUCAUAGAUUCACUCAUGACUUUGCCCAAAUGCCUGCAUUCUCAAAAGCAUAUGUCCGAAGUGGCGAUGAAUGCAUGUCUAGCUCUUAUGAGUGGGAUAAAUACACCCGUCAUUUUUCCUUGUCUUCCAAUAAGCAGAUCCAACCUUCCUUAUGGGACAAAAUUAGGAAGCACCUUCAGGGUUUAAGGACAUUGCUUCUUCUUUACAAUAGGCAACAGAUUGGACGAAUUGGUGAAAUUCCUUCUAAUUUUUUUGAUAAAUUAUCUGGUCUUAAAGUGCUAUCCUUGAAUAAUACCGAUAUUUCCGACCUUCCCAAUUCUGUAAAAAAGUUGAAGCACCUUCGUUAUCUAGACAUUUCAAACACUAAUGUCAAAAAAUUACCUGAAAAGCUUGCUAACCUUUCUGCCCUGCAAAUUCUCAAGAUUAGAACCGACCUUGAAAUCCCUCAAUUACCUGUAGAUUUCAACAAAUUGACUAAUCUAGCAUUCAUUGAUUGGCAUGAGAGUCAUAUACUGAAAAUGGCCUCUAAGCUGAGCAAAAUUGGGAACCUCGUCAACCUUCGGACUCUUCCUGUAUUCAUCGUAGAUAACAAAGAAGGGCAUCGUAUUACAGAGCUGAAGGAUAUGAAUCAUAUUCAGGGAUCAAUGAAGAUAACAAACCUCCAUAAAAUCACUGACGAGGCAGAGGCUAAGGAGGCAAUGCUAUCUUGUAAGUCUUCUCUCCAAAAGUUGGUGUUAAUAUGGAAAGGUAAUGUUUCAGUUGCAGAGGAGGUUCUCAGAGGCCUAAAACCUCAUGAUCAGCUGAAAGAGUUAAGAAUUGUAGAUUACAGUGGUGCUACAUUUCCACAAUGGCUUUCACACGACGUAACUAAGCUUCAGAAACUUGAGUUAGUUGGAUGUCAGUCUUGUUGUAACUUGCCUAAAAUCGGACAGCUCCCAGAUCUUAAACUCCUUCAUCUUAAGAAAAUGAGCAACAUUAGAAGUUUGGACCAAAAUUUUUGUGGGGUACCUAGUAGUUGUACUACUACUGGGUGUCUCCGUUCGCUUGAGUCAUUGGUAUUACAUGAUAUGACAGAGCUUCAAGAAUGGAAUGGAAUGGAAGCCAAUAUCAUGCCAUUGCUUCGUGAGCUUAAGAUUGUGAAUUGUCCGAAGCUGAAGAGUCUGCCUUCUUUUCUGUACCAGUUUACUUCACUUGUUGAUUUACAGAUUGAAGAGUGCAUAUCUCUGAGCUUGAUACCAAAGCUGCCAUCAUCAUUAGAGGCAUUGAACAUUGGAAAUUGCAAUAUGCUGAUAGAUAAAUGUCAAGAUGGAGGUGAACAUUGGUCAAACAUAAAACAUAUUCCGGAUGUUUUUGUUGAUGGUAUAAAAAUGCCUACAACACCUGCUGAACACAUCUCUUCUCGAAAUGCAGAAAAUCAUAACACGUCUCUCCAGGGUUUCCAAUAUGUCAUUCAAGGUGUUGUUUCAGCAUUUGGAUGGCUGAAGCAUUGAAUCAAUACAAGGUAAACCAUGUACGCUUUGUUUACCUCACCUUCAUUUAAAAAAAAUACUACGAGGUGUUUCUCAAAGGGAAAUCUGUGUUUCUCACUGUGAGAAACAUAAUUGUUUCUCACAAUGGCAUUUCUGUAAAUAAAUAGAUGUUUUACACUUACAGAAAUGUCGGUAAUGCCCCCAUAAAAAUGACUUAUAUGAGGUGAAAUGUCGGUAGUGUCCCCAUGAGAAACAUAAGCUGUUCCUCUUUAUUCCUGGGUUUCCAUUACAUAUUGAAGCAUUGCAUCAAUAAAUUGGAUUAUAUCAAAGUCGGCGCAGUAGAGAAACUGAUCAUCAGCAUCAUGGAGUCCACAUUACCUGAUAAUGUCUAUCAACGACAGAUUUGAUGCAGCUUUCCAUGGCCGAGUAACUCUCUUCUUGCCCAAUUUUCGACAUCUACUUACUCUGGGUCUAAGACGACACCAUUUACUGAUUUAGUUUACUCUACUUUGGUUUCUUUGGAGAUUUGUCAUGUAAGUGUGCAAAUAUUUAAUUGUCAAUAAGACGUAUAACUCAUAUUCCCUCUUUUCCGAAACAAUGACUACAUUUUUUAGUUGUUUCAAAAUAAUUCCUUGCUGUGCUCAUCAUUUUUAUAUAAUUCUAUCACUUUUUUUUUUUUUUUUUUUUUUUUUUUUUUUUUUGACGACAUUCUCAAAUUUUUUUGUACAACAAUUUGAUUCAAGACUUAGGAGUUAGGAUUUUGUAUGGCCAUGAGUCGAGUACUCUCUCUAUCUCAAACUAUAUCGUCACAUAAAUAGGUUAACUUACUCCUAUAUAGAUAUAUACUAGUACAUUACAUGACAACUAAAUGCAAGUAUGCAACAGAUACUACAUUAAUGAUAUGCAUAUAUACUCGAGUAAAGUUGACAUUUACGCUAUAAUAAAGACUAAUAAUACGAAGUAUGCAUAGGUUUUUCCUAGGACCUAGGUUAACAAAUAGACCAAAAAGCAAAAUGUUACAUGAUAUGGGCACUUCAACUACAAGGUGUGUACAACUUCUG
Molecule: messenger RNA, 4250 nt
Organism: Chenopodium quinoa (quinoa)
Lineage: Eukaryota; Viridiplantae; Streptophyta; Magnoliopsida; Caryophyllales; Amaranthaceae
Product: putative disease resistance RPP13-like protein 1
Exons: 3
Coding region: 343-3210 (955 amino acids)
Biological process (GO): defense response to other organism
Molecular function (GO): ADP binding
Source: RefSeq, a predicted model, not a curated record